Messenger RNA from Haliotis rufescens (red abalone), 1784 nucleotides. RefSeq names its product neural cell adhesion molecule 1-like. Lineage: Eukaryota; Metazoa; Mollusca; Gastropoda; Lepetellida; Haliotidae. The coding region runs from base 144 to 1751 and encodes 535 amino acids. The record is from RefSeq and is a predicted model, not a curated record. The transcript has 8 exons.
CUUACUUCAUCACACCAACUUUUAAAUGCCACUGAAAGAAGCCCUGAACUAGUUUAAAGCGACUGGUAUACAUGUAAACACGACCUUGUAUAUUACUUCCUGUUGAGCUAUCCGGUUACACACGACGACUGUAGCAACGAUUUAUGUCUGACAACUUGAAGUCUCAGCAGGUUUCACCGAGGUGGCAGAUAACAAGCAUGAUGAAUAUAGCUGCUGUUUCUAUAAUAUGUGCGAUUGCAGGUGUUGUGUCAGGUGCACCCAGUGCAAGUCCAGUGUUGUCUGCAGUGUCUGACACAGCCAGGUUCAGCUGGGAGAUUCCACAGGGAGGUCUAGGGACAGGGAGUAGUUUCUACACUGUCAGUCCUGCUGGUACUACUGUGUUCAUAGUGUAUAGUGAUGGGACGUUCAACCCACUCCCCGACUACAGAGACAGACUGGUGUACCAGGGGAACAGAGCAGCCAGGAAUGUCACCUUCACCCUCAGCAACAUCCAGACAUCUGACGCAGGGACAUACACGUGUGGGGAUGGAGCACCUGAUACUGUGAUACAGAACUGUGGACAGAAGCUUGUUGUUCUUGGUGUGCCGACAACACCUGGCCGUCCUGUGUCAACAACUCCUGUCUACAACCAGCAAGUGACCUUGACCUGCAGCUCCACCUCUACCACUGUCCCAGCUGACCAUGGCCUGACCUUGACCUACACCUGGCAGCGUAACAACACUGACAUCACAGUUACCUCCCCCGGUUCCCCCUACAUCUUCACAGUGAGUUCACGGGACAGUCACAGCUACAGAUGUAGAGCGAGAGAGAGUCAGGGUCUGGAGUCAGAGUGGAGCCAGGGCUACAACAUGGAGCCACAGUACGGGCCAUACCAGAUCUCCCUGACCCCCUCCACCUCCUCCUACACUGUGACAGAACACCAGGCUCUUCCAUCCAUCACAUGCUCCGCCCUCUGUAGACCCGGAUGUAGCUACAGGUGGUUACACAAUGGAACAGCCUUCAGCAAUGGAGCCAUGCUCCAGGGACAAGCUGACAGAUCUAAGACAGGCUCCUACAUAUGUCAGCCUUCUAAUACACACGGGAGUGGUGACAGUGUUACAGUCAGUGUUGAUGUUCAGUAUCCAGCCACUGUAAGUAUUUUUACCGCCAACUCUCGCAGUGGUUCAGUGACAGUUAAUAAGUCUAAUCCAGUGACCUUCAGAUGCCAGAUUGAAAGUAACCCAAGGUCAGUCAUCAGGUUACUGAAUGGAACUGAGGAAUUGACAAGGGCAGAUAACUCCCUGACAGCAGAAUAUAGACUGGAGUCAGCAGACUGUAGACAAAGAGGGAACUACUCCUGUACUGCCAGUAACAACAUCGGGGCACCUGUCAACCAGAGAAUGGAGUUGAUGAUCAAAUGUUCUCCCCGACUUGAUGAGACAGUGCUCCACCAACUUAAGUACACCUCUAGACUGGGUGAUAACGUGAAUGUGUCUGUGUCAGUCCUGGCCUACCCCCUUCCUACAUUCACCUGGAGUAGAACUACAAGCACCAGUCAGGACCUCACUGGUUCCUCCAGCCCUGUCUCCGACAUCUCGGUCACUGCCAGACUACACCUUACUAACCUCCAACAGCAGGACUUCGGGGACUAUCGGCUAACUGUGGACAAUGGCGUAGGGAAGGGACUGUCUCAUACAGUCAGCAUAGUGUCUGAAGAAGUUCCCGAGUCCCGACAGUGGAGCUGCAUGUACUGGAAUAAGAGCACAAGCUGAAGCAGGCACCCAGACACUUGAUUUUUACUCACA